GGUCACAGGUCGUCAGUCACUGCUGUGACUGAUCGAGCACGGCUUCACCACCAAUCGCACGUCGUCGGACUCCUGAUAUAUAUCCCACGGCCAUCGAUCGACCAUCCCCGCACACACGACACGAUCGAUCUUCGCCUUCUUCAAUUCUGAAGUUCUAACAUCAUUCGCCAUCAAUCUCCUCAAGUUCUUCUGAAGCUCUCCAUGGCCGACGAUGAGGGCCGCCACCAGCGCAAGAUCCGCCACCAUUUCCUGCUCGUGAGCUACGGCUUCCAGAGCCACAUCAACCCGGGGCGCGUCCUCGCCCACCGCCUCGCGCGGCUCGGCGGCGUCGACGGCGGCCCCAUCUCGGUCACGCUCUCCGUGCCGGCCGCCACCUAUCGCUGCAUGUUCCCUUCGCCGGACGCCGACGCGGCGGAGGCCACCACCACCGACGGCGUCAUCUCGUACGUCCCCUACUCCGACGGCGUCGACGACGGCUCCAUGCCCAGGGACGCCGCCGACAGGGCGGUGAGGCGCCGCGCGACCUCCGCGAGCCUCUCCGCCGCCGCCGCCCGCCUCGCCGGCAGCGGGCGGCCCGUGACGUGCAUCAUGUGCACGGUGGUGUCCCUCCCGGUGGUCGACGUCGCGCGGGAGCUUGACAUCCCCGUCGCCGUUUACUGGAUCCAGACGGCAACGCUUCUCGCCAUCAACUACCACUACUUCGUCCACGGCUACAGCGAGCUCGUCGCCGCCCACGCCGCCGACCCUGCGCACGAGUUGCGCCUGCCGGGGCUGAGCCGUCCUCUCCAGAUAAGCAACCUCCCGUCCUACCUGACCGACAUGUCCGGCAGCGAGAGCGCCAAGGCCUUCAGCGAGGUGUUCCAGGAGUUCUUCCAGUACAUGGGCCAGUGGCAGCCUAAGGUGCUCGUGGCCACACUCGACGAGCUGGAGCCGGACGCGCUCGCGGAGAUGAAGCGGCACGUGGAAGUGUUCACCGUUGCCCCCAUGGUUGGGAGCUCAACGGAGGCGCGGAUCCACUUGUUCAAGCAUGACAGCGCCGACAAGAAGAGGUACAUGGGGUGGCUCCAGGCUCACCCGGAGAAGUCCGUGGUGUACGUGUCGUUUGGGAGCCUAUCAAAGUACACCAAGCACCAGAUGGACGAGAUCGUUGGAGGGUUGCGGCAGUGUGGGAGGCCGUACUUGCUGGUCGUGCGCAGGGACGGGAUCGCGGACGACGAUGAUGAAAGUGGCAGCUUGGAGAAGAGCACCCAAAGCCAGGGCAUGGUGGUGGAUUGGUGCAACCAGUUGGAGGUUCUAUCGCACCCGGCGGUUGGGUGCUUCGUCUCGCACUGCGGGUGGAACUCGACGAUGGAGGCCAUGGUGUCCGGCGUGCCGAUAGUCGGCGUGCCGAACAUGUUCGACCAGCCAACGAAUGUACUCUUCAUUGAGGAGGAGUGGGAGGUUGGCAUCAAAGCAGAGCGCAGCGGUGAUGGUGUUUUGAUGGGAACAGAGCUGGCAAGGUGUGUUGAGUUGGUCAUGGGUGAAGGUGCGAAAGCAAUGGCGAUAAGGGAGAAGGCGAAGGCCUUGAAAGAGGUAGCGCAGGCAGCAGCAGGUGUAGGCGGCUCUGCUGAGAGAAACCUUCGCGACUUUGUCAAAGCAAUACCAUGUCAGAAUCAAUAAAGCCAUGAUAGAAAACUGAACCUGCUGGUCCGUUCAUGACAACGACCUCUUUUGUUCUUGUACUGCAGUUCCUACCACAAAAGCAAUCUAGCCAAAUUAUUAGCUGGAAGAUGGACUCAUGAACUUGGAAUUUGUUCAGGCAAUAAUUAGACAUGGUUUUGGUUAGAUAGAUUUUGAUUCUUAGAUAGAUUUUGGUUGAAAAGUCUAAAUUUGACCGAGAAUUGUGCAAACCAUAUGUGUGCAAAGCCUGACAUGCCAUGAUUAUAACCCAAUUCACAACUGUGGUACAUAGAAAAUAACGCAAACCAUAGCAAGAGUUUGAAUAAAA
Molecule: messenger RNA, 1987 nt
Organism: Panicum hallii
Lineage: Eukaryota; Viridiplantae; Streptophyta; Magnoliopsida; Poales; Poaceae
Product: cyanidin 3-O-rutinoside 5-O-glucosyltransferase-like
Exons: 1
Coding region: 202-1659 (485 amino acids)
Molecular function (GO): UDP-glycosyltransferase activity
Source: RefSeq, a predicted model, not a curated record